Pteropus alecto (black flying fox) is the source of this 3413-nucleotide messenger RNA. It is a transcript of the gene MSL3, whose product is annotated as MSL complex subunit 3. Gene Ontology annotation, cellular component: nucleus; MSL complex; NuA4 histone acetyltransferase complex. The record is from RefSeq and is a predicted model, not a curated record. Bases 101 to 1717 code for a protein of 538 amino acids. The transcript has 13 exons. Gene Ontology annotation, biological process: regulation of DNA-templated transcription; chromatin organization. NCBI's taxonomy places the organism in Eukaryota, Metazoa, Chordata, Mammalia, Chiroptera, Pteropodidae.
CCCCGGGGCCCCAGUCGUGCUUGGGCCGGACCCCUUCCGUAGGCACUGAGGGCGAGGUUAAACCCGUGCCUUCUUCCCUUCUCAGAGCCUCGCAGCAUUUAUGUUUUCAAUCCCCGAACCGUGCCCCGUACCCGUCUACCUAAAUCUUGGGGGCUCGCGAGGGACUGAGUCACAUCUGCAGCUCGUCAGGUCUGGAUGGCGAGAGGGAGGGGGCCUCGCAGUCUGGGGUGGACCUGGCCCAACGCCCCAGAUUGUCGAUGUUAUUGUUGGGAAAGACGAAAAAGGCAGAAAGAUCCCAGAAUAUCUGAUCCAUUUUAAUGGUUGGAACAGAAGCUGGGAUAGAUGGGCAGCUGAAGAUCAUGUCCUCCAUGACACGGAUGAAAAUCGGAGAUUACAGCGUAAAUUGGCAAGAAAAGCUGUAGCUCGCCUGAGAAGCACAGGAAGAAAGAAGAAGCGCUGCAGGUUGCCUGGUGUCGACUCCGUCUUAAAAAGCCUCCCAGUUGAAGAAAAAGAUGAAAACGAUGAGAACUCAAUAAGCACUUCCUCUGAUGACAGUAGUGAAGAAAAGGAUGAAGCAAUAAGUGAAGAAAGUGAGAGUGAAGAAAAGACCGAAGUGAAGGAAGAACUGGAGCUGCACACAAAAAGGGAAAUGGAAGAAAGAAUAAUAACUAUAGAAAUCCCUGAAGUUCUGAAGAAGAAGCUUGAGGACGAUUGUUAUUAUAUCAACAGGAGGAAACGGUUAGUGAAACUUCCAUGCCAGACCAACAUCAUAACUAUUUUGGAAUCCUACGUGAAGCAUUUUGCUAUCAAUGCAGCCUUUUCAGCCCACGAGAGACCUCGUCAUCAUCAUGCCAUGUCACAUGCCAGCAUGAAUGUGCAUUAUAUCCCAGCAGAAAAGAAUGUUGACCUUUGUAAGGAGAUGGUGGAUGGAAUAAGAAUAACUUUUGAUUACACUCUCCCGUUGGUUUUGCUCUAUCCAUAUGAACAAGUUCAGUAUAAAAAGGUGACUUCGUCCAAAUUUUUUCUUCCAAUUAAGGAAAGUGCCACAAGCACUAGUAGGAACCAGGAGGAGCUCUCUCCAAGCCCGCCUUUGCUGAAUCCAUCCACCCCGCAGUCCACGGAGAGCCAGCCGGCCACAGGUGAACCGGCCACCCCCAAAAGGCGCAAAGCUGAGCCCGAAGCCUUGCAGUCUCUGAGGCGGUCCACGCGCCACUCUGCCAACUGCGACAGGCUGUCUGAGAGCAGCGCCUCGCCUCAGCCCAAGCGCCGGCAGCAGGACACGUCGGCCAGCAUGCCCAAGCUGUUCCUGCACCUGGAAAAGAAGACGCCUGUGCAUAGCAGAUCAUCCUCGCCCGUUCCUCUGACCCCCAGCAAGGAAGGGAGUACGGUGUUUGCCAGUUUCGAAGGCAGAAGAACUAAUGAAAUCAAUGAGGUCCUCUCCUGGAAACUCGUACCUGACAGCUACCCUCCCGGCGACCAGCCACCUCCACCCUCCUACAUUUACGGCGCGCAGCACUUGCUGCGGCUGUUCGUGAAACUUCCAGAAAUCCUUGGAAAGAUGUCCUUUUCUGAGAAGAAUCUGAAGGCUUUACUGAAGCACUUUGAUCUCUUUCUGAGGUUUUUAGCAGAAUACCAUGACGACUUCUUCCCGGAGUCCGCCUACGUCGCCGCCUGUGAGGCGCACUACAGCACUAAGAACCCCAGGGCGAUUUAUUAAAGUUUUGAUGGCUCUGGAAGAACAGCUUUUCUGUCUAGCUUCGCGCUCUGGGUCCCCAGUGGAGAACUGGGGAGACGGUGGGCCUCCUUUCCUGACAGAGCCGGUGGGGUGCCCACCCCAGGGGCCUCUGGCAGAGGUGGGCCCAUUUAUUUGAGUUACUUUACUUACAUACUGUAGUUAUUUCUGUUCAAGAGUACGUCCUUGGUGCCCGAAUGGCCUCCAGCAUCUGAGCCUUGCCAGUGAGCAUGGACGCCAUCGCUGUUUAGGCUGUUUCUGUAGACGUUGGAGUCGUUACCAAUAACCGUGGUUUUUUAGUUAUUUGUUAGCACUAAGCAAAUUGUUUUGCAAACUGUUUUCAUUCUUACGAUGAGACUGAGCAACUCUGUCUAACAAAUUUUAGUUUUGUUUGGAAACUGCAAAGUAGCCCCAAAAUAUUUUAGAGGGAAUUGAUAUUGACGGCAAAAGAAAAUUUGCAGCUAUACAUUUGCUCGUUACAGUUGUUUUUCUGUAAAAUCUUAUUUUUGGUGCUCUAAAAAAAAACAUUGCCUGACUUGUUUGAGAUUUUACUGCUAUACUUUGUUGUGUAAUGUCAUGGUUCCCAUUCUGUAAAACGUUAUUUUUGGUGAUCUAAAUAAAGCAGAGCCCAUCUUGUUGGAAAGAACCAGCAGAGAGAAUAUUCACUCUGGCCUGGUCCUCCUCAUUGCUAAGGAACGGUAAGAUAACCCAACCCCUUGGCUCGUAACUUUUUAUUUCAUUCUGUUUUACCUCUGUGCCUUUACUGUUAAGGCCUUUUGUUUUCCUUUCCUUCUUUGAUUUUGCCUCACUUGGUGGCUUGACUAGAAGGUGGCUCCUGGAUGUUGGUGCAGCUCUUUGCUGUCUGGUCGCCACCUCUGGGCUGGGCUAAGGCCAGUGCGUUCAUCCUCCGCCAUGGCCGGCUUUCGGUCUAGGUCACCCUUCUAAUCCUCGUCCUAGUCCCUCAUGUGCCUUCCCCCUCCCCCAGGAUGUUUUAGGAAGUUUUAACUCAGUCGAAGGGAUGUCAGCACCACACAAGCCUUGAGUGGUGCCUGCCUUUUUCUGUAGCUCAGCUUGGCUGACGUUGACUCCAAAAGGCCACCAAUCAUGAACAGGGGCCACAGGGAGGUUUUUAGAAAUUUGUAAACGGUCACAUCAAAGAAACUUCUGCAUACACUGACCAGUGAGAAUCAGAACCACUGAAUAGGAGUAGACGCCAUCGUAGUGCAGUUAGCUGCUAAGUAGCUCGGGAUUUUGGUGUCUAGUCUGGAGUGGCCUUUGGGCCCACGCUAGUUGUUUCUGGUUUUUGCGGUGCCUGUUCAAACCCGGUGCACCCGUGUGCGCUCCAAAUUGUUGGGAACGUGUAAUCAGGAAUUCAUGGCCUGGAAAAGAAAAACGUGUCACAAGAAUCUGCUUGUUAAAUAAUAUCUCUAAUGAAAUGAACAUAGACUGUCUCUUGGAACAUAUGUAUGGUUAUGUACCUCGAGAUUACAAUGAAUUCAUUUUCUGAUAAUGAAAAAUUAUUUUCUUCCCCCAAAAGCAUUUUGUAAUCACAGACUUCCCUUUAACUGAUUGUUUGCAGCUUAGGUUGAUUUAAGUAAUGAAAAUAUCUGUUGUAUGUUCAUAAUUUUUCAAAUAAUUCAUCGGGUAAAAAUAAAUGUCUAGACCAUCCUUAUAAAAAUUA